Entamoeba dispar SAW760 is the source of this 3288-nucleotide messenger RNA. Its product is annotated as phospholipid-transporting ATPase, putative. The coding region runs from base 1 to 3288 and encodes 1095 amino acids. Gene Ontology annotation, cellular component: plasma membrane; trans-Golgi network. Gene Ontology annotation, biological process: phospholipid translocation. The transcript has a single exon. The record is from RefSeq and is a predicted model, not a curated record. Gene Ontology annotation, molecular function: ATP hydrolysis activity; ATP binding; ATPase-coupled intramembrane lipid carrier activity. Lineage: Eukaryota; Evosea; Mastigamoebida; Endamoebidae.
AUGGAGAAAGAGAUUGAAAUGACAAAAUUUGAAGAAGAGAAAGAAGAAGUAAAAAGAUUCACAAGAUCAAUUUAUGUUAAUAUGGAACAAAGUACAAAAAAACAUGUUAAAGAGAAUUAUACAAGAAGUAGAGGAUAUGGGAAAAUUGGGAUAAUUAAAAAAAUUAUUAUUGAAGAAAUAACAAGAAUUAGUUUUAUUUACUUUUUAAUUAUUAGUAUUAUUGAAGGAAUAAUAACAAAAGAGAAAGAAGGAACAACAAUUGCACCAUUAAUUGUUUUAAUUGGAAUAACAAUUAUAAAAGAAUGGAUUGAAGAAUAUGGAAGAAUUAAAGAAGAAGAAGAAGAAAAUAAAGAAAAAGUAACAAUAAUAAAAGGAGAAAGAAGAAAAAGAAAAGAAAUAAAAGAUAUUAAAGAAGGAGAUAUGAUUGAAUUAGAAGAGAAUUCAAUAGUACCAUGUGAUUGUAUUAUUCUUAAAGGAAAAACAAGUAUUGAAACGAGUGAAAUUAAUGGAAGAAAUGAAUUAGAAAAGAAAGAAGGAAUUAAAAUAAUAAGAGAAAAGACAGAAGAAAAAAUAAGAAAAGAAGAAAUGAGUUUUUAUAUUGAAGAACCUAAUGAAAAAGAAGAAGAAUUUGAAGGAAAAGUUUAUAUAGGAAAAGAAGAAGAAAAUAUUGGAAUAAAAAAUUUUAUAAGAAAAGGAAGUAUUAUAAGAAGUAAAGAAAGAAUUAUUGUUUUAGCAUGUUAUAUUGGAAAAGAAACAAAAGAAGGAAUACAAAAAGAAAAAAGAAGAAAGAAAAGAAGUUAUAUUGAUAAUAUGAAAGAAUUUUAUAUAAUGAUAAUGAUAAUAAUUUUUAUUAUUAUGGGAAUUAUUUCAAGUGAAUUAAAUAAAAGAUGGAAUGAAGAAAAAGGAGGAUGGUAUAUUAAUUAUAAAAAAGAAAGUAAAUGGAAAAUAAUUUUAGAAAGAAUAUAUGAAUAUAGUAGUAUUAUUCCAAUAUCAGUAAUUAUUACAAUAGAAAUAGCAAGAAAUAUUCAAAAAAGAAAUAUUGAAAGAGAUGAAGAUAUGAAAAAUAAAAAAGGAAAAGUAAAAGGAAAAAAUGCAGGAUUAAAUGAAGAACUUGGAAGAAUAAGUCAUAUUUUAACAGAUAAAACAGGAACAUUAACAAAUAAAUAUUUAGUAUUUACAAAAUGUUCAAUAGGAGGAAAAAUAUAUGGAAAAGAAGAAAAAGAAGAAAGUUUUGAAGAAGAAGAAGAAAUAAUAGAAAAUAAAGAAGAAGAAGAAGAAAUUGAUAUAGUAGAAAUAGAAACAAAAGAAAUUAUAGAAGAUUAUCAAAAAAAAGGAAAACAAGGAAAAAUUAUAGAAGAAUUUUUUAAAGGAUUAUUAAUAUGUCAAAGAGUAGAAAUUAAAGAAGAAGAAGAAGAAAUUGAAUAUUUUAGUGAAACAAAAGAAGAAUUAGCAAUAAUUGCAGGAAGUAAAAAAUGUGGAUUUGAAAUAAUUGAAAGUACAGAAGAAAGUAUUUCAAUUAAUAAUAGAGAAAAAAAAAUAACAUAUAGAAUAUUAAAAAGAUAUGAAGGAGAAGAAGGAAAAAAAAUAGUAAUAGUGUAUGAUGGAAAAGAAAUUAAAGUAUAUUGUAAAGGAAGAGAAAAACAUAUGAGAGAAGGAAUAAAAAUGAAAGCAAUUAAUGGGAAAAUUUUAAAAGAAAAUGAAGAAUUUAAUGAAGAAGGAUAUUUAACAAUGAUUAUAGGAAUGAAAAAGAUGAAAAUAGAAGAAUAUAUAGAAUGGGUAGAAAAAGGAGAAAAAGAAGAAGAAAUAGAAAAAGAUAUAAUAUUAAUUGGAAUUACAUGUGUUGAAGAAAAAUUAGAAAAAGGAGUAAAAGAAAGUAUUAAAAAAUUUCAAGAAGCAGGAAUUAAAGUAUGGAUGGUUACAGGAGAUAAAAGAGAAAGAGCAAUAAAUGUAGGAAAAUCAAGUGGAAUAAUAAAUAAAAAGAAAAUAACAACAAAUAUUAAAAUAAGAAAUGAAGAAGAAGGAGAAAAACAAAUAGAAAAAGAAUAUCAAAUAAGAAAAAAAAAUAAAAAAGAAAGAGGAAAUAAUUUAAUUAUUGAUGGAAAAUCAAUAGAAUAUUGUUUAAAAGAAAAAAAUAAAAAGAAAAUUCAAAAAAUAAUAAAAUAUAGUGAAAAUGCUAUAUUUUGUGAAUGUACAAGAAAACAAAAAGGAAAAAUAGUAAAAAUAAUUCAAGAAAUAGAAAAAAAAAGUAUAUUAGCAAUUGGAGAUUCAAUAAAUGAUAUUGAUAUGAUUAAUAAAGCAAAUAUUGGAAUUGGAAUAAUUAAAGAUAAAGAAAAUGAAGCAACAAAAAUUUGUGAUUAUUCAAUUCCAGAAUUUAGAUUUUUAGUUAAAUUAAUAUUAAUUCAUGGAAGAUAUUGUUAUAGACAAAUAGGAAUUACAUUAUUUUAUUUAUUAUAUAAAAAUAUUAUUCUUAUAAUGUGUGAAUUUAUAUAUAAUAUGUUUUGUGGAAAUUCAAUAAUACAAAUAAUUCCAAAAAGUGUUAAAAUAGAAUAUAAUACUUUAUUUACUUCUUUACCAAUAUUAAUAUUUUCAAUUUUUGAUAGAGAUAUUCCACCUUAUAUAAUAUUUAAAUAUCCAAAAUUAUAUAAAAAUAAAGAUUAUAUUUCACCUAUUUCAUUUUGUUGGUGGUUAUUUAAUGCAAUUUUAUCUUCUUUUACAAUAUUUUUUAUUUCUUAUGUUGUAUUAUAUAAUGAUUCUUUAUUAAUUAAUGGAAAAGUUAUUAAUUAUGAUGAAUUUACUUUUAUUAUCUUUAUAUCUAUAUUUAUUGUUGUUACUUUAAAAGUUUUUUUUAUUACAAAACGUUAUACUAUUCUCAAUUUUAUUGCUUUAUUCUUUUCUAUUAUUUUAUUUAUUACUUUAUUAUUUAUUCAACAACUCUUCCCUUCUUUUGAUAAUUGGUUUUGGUUUAAUGUUUUUAUUCAAAUGCUUCAAACUCCUGUUUUUUAUGCUUUAGUAUUACUUAUUCCUUUAAUUUUAUUUUCAAAAGAUUUCCUUUGGAGACAUUUAAAAAGAAAAUUUAUUCCUUCAUCUAAUCAUAUUGCUGAAGAAAUCGCUUACAAAAAUAUUUCUAAAACUUAUAAUACAAUAAAAUCAAUUAAUGAACGUAAUCUCUUCUUUCAAUCUUCUUGGCAUCUUCCUCAAAAUCAACAUGAUUAUCUUGAUUUUUCUGAUUCGGAUUCGGAUUCCUUUGAUCUUGACCAUCAAAAUGAAAUUGAAUUAACAAAUUAUUAA